AUGGGUUAAAGUGGAUUUCAAAACCUUCGAACCAAAAGUUUGGAAAUGUUGGAUCUACGGUUCACAUCACCUGGCAUUACGAUUGCAACCAGAAAUUUGUUGUAUCUACACUUAUUUACGACAAUAGACAGAUAGCCCAACGACUCCCAGCUACACACAAAUAUAUUCCAAUAAAGAAUAAUAUGGAUGCUCAUUUCUCUGUUAUCGGUGGAUCAAAUGUAACAAUGAUCAUCUUUGAUGUUGAAAAAGAAAAAAGUGGAUCAUAUUGCUGUGAGGUUAUUUGUAUUGGUGAACCAUCAGAAAAGGCAUGCACGAUGCUCUUCAUAUAUGCUUUGCCUCGUAUCAACUAUCUGACCUCGCACCUUUAUGGAACACAAGGAGAUUCAAUAACAUUAAGAUGUAAUGCCUCUGGACAUCCAGCACCCAAUUAUACAUGGAUACACAAGGAUACGAACAGAACAAUGGCUAAUUUCAGCGUAACGUCAUUCAACAUCACUGGUAAAGAAUCAGGAGGAGAGUAUUGCUGUCACGUGUCAAACGGUUUUGGGGAGGUGAAUAAUUGUACCUCCCUUAAAGUGAUAG
This is a messenger RNA of Actinia tenebrosa (Australian red waratah sea anemone), 582 nucleotides long. RefSeq names its product lachesin-like. Lineage: Eukaryota; Metazoa; Cnidaria; Anthozoa; Actiniaria; Actiniidae. The record is from RefSeq and is a predicted model, not a curated record.